This is a messenger RNA of Gastrolobium bilobum, 702 nucleotides long. RefSeq lists its product as uncharacterized. Bases 1 to 702 code for a protein of 233 amino acids. The transcript has a single exon. Gene Ontology annotation, molecular function: nucleic acid binding; RNA-DNA hybrid ribonuclease activity. Lineage: Eukaryota; Viridiplantae; Streptophyta; Magnoliopsida; Fabales; Fabaceae. The record is from RefSeq and is a predicted model, not a curated record.
AUGGUGGGGCAUGAAACCUUGAUGCAUGUGCUGAGAGAUUGUCUGGUUGCUAAAAGAAUUUGGGAGAUUUGGUUUAAGGGCAAUAUCCCUAGGACAUUCCUUCAAACUGAUGAUCUGGAGUGGUUCAGGUUGAAUUUAGGCACAAGCUUCUCUUCUCAUCUUUGGCAAUCAUGGUCUGAAAUUUUUGUUGUUACUUGCUGGUCCAUUUGGCAGUGGAGGAAUGCUUCCAUCCAUGAGGUUCUGUUUGUUAGACCUCAAGAUCCAGUUUAUAGGAUUCUUUGCUAUUUGAAGGAGAUGAAGAUGAGUAAAAGAGUGGAACCUGCUGCUGUUGAUUGUAAUCAUUCUGUAAUUCUGAGUGGGACUGGGCAGCAUGCUUAUAAUAGCAAGGUGAAAAUUUUCGUAGAUGGGGCUGUUUGCCUAGCUAAUCAGAAAAGUGCUUGUGGUGGUUUUGCCUGCUCAACUAGUGGUGACUGGCUUCGUGGUUUCUCCUACACUAUAGGAAAAUCUUCUCCUUUGGAAUCUGAGCUAAUAGGCAUUCUUCAUGGUCUGAAGCUGGCAGCAGAUUUAAAGCUAUCCAAUGUUUGGAUGGGAAGUGAUUGCCAAGAAGCAAUAUUGUGCCUUAGGGAGGAAUCUGAAGCAUACAGGUUCUCUUCCUUGUUAGGUGAAAUCAGGAAAAGUGCUGCUGCUUUCAAGCAUGUCUAG